AGCUUGGCUCGAGGCGGCAGAGUGGUGGUUCCUGCCUGCUUGAGGUCGGGAAGCCAUGUCCAAGGUGAGUGCCUACCACCUGCUGAUCAAGCACGAAGGCUCGCGCAACCCGGUGUCUCGGCGAACGGGGCAGAGCACGAGCGGGAAGUCGAAGGACAAGGCGCACGAGGAACUCAACAAGCUCCUCGGACAGUUGAACGGCUUGUCAGGAGAAGCCCUCAAAGAAGAGUUCAAGAAGCUGGCCCAGGCGCACUCCGAUUGCGGCUCCUUCAGACAAGGCGGCGACCUGGGCGAGUUUGGGAAGGGCGACAUGCAGAAGCAGUUCGAAGACGGCACGUACGCCCUCUCAGUCGGGGGGCUCAGCGGCAUCGUCGAUUCCGACAGCGGCUCGCACCUCAUCCUGCGCUACGCUUGAGCGCUGGCGGCGGGGUGAAUCGCGACCGGCUUACUCCCCCUCGUCGUCCUCAUCCCUCUCCUCCUCCGCCUCCUCCUCCUCUUGACAUUUCUCCACGUGCGGGGGCGAGGAGGGGAAGCGCUGUCUCCGGACUCUCUGCGGACCCCUGUCGCAGCGCCGCGAUCUGCCGCGACCCGGGCCGCAUGCGACGACCGAAGUGUCGUCCCAGCGCUUGCCGCUCUGCACGAACGAGAUGGCGCCCAAUGCCGUUCCACAGCCUCGAGCAUCUGAUUUAGCACGGGGUCAUCUCUUUCAGCAGCGUCGAAAAAGCA
Molecule: messenger RNA, 726 nt
Organism: Prorocentrum cordatum
Lineage: Eukaryota; Dinophyceae; Prorocentrales; Prorocentraceae
Source: the annotation of a GenBank genome assembly